UCUACUUUCUACACGACACCAGCGCAUUGUUCAAUUUUAAAUUUAUUUCGCCUACUGUAAUGUCGUUUGGUUUCAAACUUUCAUAAAUACAAUAAAUGUUGAUAACAGCAUCCACUAAUUAAAAGGUUCCCACGUUUAUAGCGCACGUAAAAUAAUAUAAAAAUGGUGUUUUGUUAUAAAAUAAUCACAGAUACGCCGACGAGGUCCGGUGCUUUGUCCCCAAGGAAGGCAUCGCCGAUGGGACGCAUUUCAAAUUUGCCAAGCUCCAUGUCGCACUUGAUCAACUCUUUGGAUUACGAAGCUAGCGACGCCAUCGAUUCCAUUCCUGAACACGACUGGCGACUUCUGGCGGCGCUGGCGAAAAAGAGAGAAGAAAACGAUGAAAGGGAAAAGCUUGCCGAUCAGUUUAGGAAGAUGUGGCAGAAAGAGAAGGAAGAACGAGAUCAGGUGGCAGCAGAAACCUCAGACCAAUACAAGCGGUAUAUCCACGAGAAACGUAAGCAGGAACGCAAUUGGCUGGAGUACAGGCGGUUUCAAAGGACCUUGGAUCAUCACCUCCGGUGCAGGCAAUUGGUUAACAGUAUACGCUAUAAGGAACAGCGAAGCGCCGACUUGCUCGCUUGCAGAGACGACAAAAAGAUAUCAGAGUUAAUACAUAGAGCGCUGGAGGAAGAAGCGCGCGCGCAUCUCGCGGCCGACCGGCGCAUACGGCUCGACGCCGCUGAAGAGUUUCGAAAACGCGUGGAUCUAGAUGACGCCGAAAAACGAGCUGACGAGGCGAAGAGACGACGGAAUGCUCUGUUGAGAGACGCUUCGCAGCGCGCGGCAAUAUCGAACGCGCUAAGUUCGUGGGAGUCGUCACUGCUGCGUAGCGAGGCGCGAGAAGCGCAGUACGUGCGGCUGCAGGCACUGGCGGCGCGCGCGGCGCGGCGGGACGCUCGCCGCGAGCGGCUGGCCCGAGCACGAGCCGCCAGCUGCGCACGCGCACGCCGCCGCGCCGCCUUCACCGCGCACUUGCGGCAGGCCAUCAGGGACAGCUAGCUUGUAUUGACACGCUCACUACCACCACAGUAUGCAGAAAUCACAACUCGAGGCAAUACCACCACCACCUGAUGGAAAGUGGUAACCGUCGCCUAUAGACAUGAGCAGUACCAUGCCCAUAACAGAGUGUACUGUUUCGCCCAUGAUACCCCCCAUGCGUUGCCAUUCCUGAGGACUCAGGUGUUAUUCCUCUGUGCCCUGUAAAUUCACGCCAUAUCCCACCCUUCAAACCGAAACACAGCCAUGCAAACGCAACUGCUUUACGGUUGAAACACGAAUGGGAGACCGUUGAUGUCCAUUUUAAAAUAGAUUCAGUAGAAGACAAAUUGUGAUUAUUUAAGGCAAAAGUGUAUGUAAUAAGUCUUUUAAAGGUGGAUAACCUUUUCUGCAUUUAAAAUUAAACUACCUUAAAAAAUACCUUGAUUUGUAUGAAAGUGUUACAUUUUGUUAAUAUCUGUAAGUCUCCAAACGAAAAAUUAUUAUUUGUAACAUAUUGCGUUGUAAAACAUUCAGGGUCAAAGUGAGUCCUGUAUCGUAAAUGAAAGAAAACUUGUGUAAGUCAUGUAUUUAUG
Messenger RNA from Galleria mellonella (greater wax moth), 1613 nucleotides. RefSeq names its product trichohyalin. The transcript has 5 exons. Bases 163 to 1041 code for a protein of 292 amino acids. Lineage: Eukaryota; Metazoa; Arthropoda; Insecta; Lepidoptera; Pyralidae. The record is from RefSeq and is a predicted model, not a curated record.